GAUGUUUUAUUUCUUGGCCCAUCCCCAUGCAUACAUACCCUACUGUAUUAUGCAAUGUGGUAUAAAUAUGUGGGCACAAUCCGUGCGUUCUCCAACUUAGAUCAUCACAAAUGUGGUAUAAAUGUGAUGUAAGUUGAGUGGAUUCCAUUAGUAUCACAUGCACUCUGAAUUAGACUUUGAUUAGCAUAUGACUCACAAUUUUCUACCCAUCUGUUUCUUACGCAUUAGUUUACUUUUCCGAGUUGUUGGUGGGGCCUCUGCGUGGGACCAUGACUCUUAAAGAAGGGGAUAUGCGAUUAUAAUAUCGCUGGAGGGAGCCAGAGGCGAGAGAUAAAAGAGAGAAGCGAAGGAGCUGAUAGUACGGAAUCCAUGGCUUCUUCCCCACGCUUUGGUUCUCUCCAUUCUGUCCUGUCUCCCGUGCCAUUCCACUAAAGGUGACGGCUUUGAGGACCCGCCAUGGCCAAAUGCAUGCUCGCUGACGCCGCCGCCGGCUUUUGCCUCUGGCCGACCUUCUCCCCCGCCGCCCUCCGCCGCAGGAUCCUCGAGGCGAUUGCCUGCGGCGCCUCCCGCCACCGCGGCAGACGGAAGGCCUGCGGCGGCGUUGAUGUGACCGAGCCGCUUCCCCGCAGACCGAGGCCUGGCCGGGCGGAGCGGCUCAUCGAGCUACUGCAGGCGGAGCCCUCCGACUCCGGCUCCGACGAGGCGGACGACGCCGAGGCGCGGCGAAAGGUGGAGGCUUUCGAGGAGAUCCAGUGCGUGGUCGGUCGGCUGCAGCUAGACGACCACAAUGCUGGCGGGGAUCGGCGGGAGGAGGCGGCGACGGAGGUGAGGAGGCUCGCGAAGGACGACCCCGAAGCAAGGGAGACGCUCGCGAUGCUCGGAGCGAUCCCGCCUUUGGUCGGGAUGCUUGACUCCAAGGAUCCUGAUCUCCAUGUCGCUGCGCUCUACGCGCUUCUCAACCUAGGGAUUGGCAACGAGUUGAACAAGGCGGCGAUCGUGAAGGCCGGCGCCGUCCACAAGAUGCUACAUUUGAUCGAGUCCGGAAGCAACCCAUCGAUCUCGGAAGCAAUCGUCGCCAAUUUUCUCGGCCUCGGUGCGUUGGAUUCAAACAAGCCCGUCAUUGGUGCCUCCGGCGCGAUCCCCUUCUUGCUAUCCGCCUUUCGAAGCCCUGAGACGAGCCCCACGGCGAGGCAGGACGCUCUACGCGCCCUCUUCAAUCUCUCCAUCGCCUCCGUCAACCUCCCCCUCCUCGUCGACGCCGGCCUCGUCCCCUCCCUCCUGGCGGCGAUCGGCGACAUGGCGGUCACUGAACGCUCCCUCGCGGUGAUAUCCAACCUCGUGGCCUCUGGUGAGGGGCGCCGGGCUGUGAGCCGCUUCGCUGAUGCUUUCGCCAUCCUUAUCGACGUCCUAGGGUGGUGCGACGCAGCCGCGUGCCAGGAGAAGGCAACGUACGUGCUGAUGGUGAUGGCCCACAAGGGGCACGGCGACCGGGCGGCCAUGGUCGAGGCCGGGGCCGUCUCUGCCCUUCUCGAGCUCACGCUGCUAGGCACCCCGCUCGCCCAGAAGCGGGCCUCGCGGCUCUUGGAGAUACUAACAGUGGAGAAAGGGAAAAGAGUGUCAGAGGCAGGAGGGAGUUCCGGCGUGUCGGCGGUGUCGGCGCCAUUGUGUGGGGCGGCGGCGGAGACGGCUCCUGCUGAAGAGGGGAUGAGCGAGGAGAGGAGGGCGGUGAGGGAGCUGGUGCAGCAGAGCCUGCAGAACAACAUGCGAAGGAUCGUCAGGCGGGCGAAUUUGGCUCAGGACUUCGCGCCGUGGGAGCGGCUUAGAGCGCUCACCGCCACCUCUACGUCCAAAAGCUUGCCCUUCUGAGGCGACGAAAAGGUAAUGGAAUGGAGGAUGGAAGGCUUCGAUCGCUUCUCUUUCGUCGGUUUCUCACUAAGAAACCUCCCUUUUGUCUUCCCUGGUUUCGCCAUCUAUUCUGCCCGUGAAGUGCGAGCCAUUUCUAUCCUCUAAAACACUUCUUUUUUCCUCCUCUACGGUGCACUCUUUCUCCUGCACCGAUGUCUUCUCUUCUUUUCUCGCCUGGUUUGGGUUUUCAUUGUCCACAUAAUAGUCUUCUAAAUAGAAUACGUACAAAAGAUCAGUCUUUUUCUCUCCAUUCCAGAUAUCGCCUUCUUUUCUUCUCUGACAUCAGAUGUCUUGGUUCUGGUUCUGACGCAAGAGAGCAUCUUUCGAGGCCAAAGUUUUGGAAUCUCUCUCUCAUUUUCUUCUUGAUAUGAGAGAAGAAAAUUCAUGCCUUGGUUUGAGUAAUAUAUGAACAUGAAUGCCUAGAAGAAAUGAAAAUUCUUUAUCUUUAUCUAGAAAAUAAUGCAGUCUACUCCGCCUAUUUAUCCCUCUCUAUCUUCUACAGGGGAGCUCAUUCUGAUCUCUAAAUAAAGAAAUGGAGUAGAUAAGACUUCAUCUUUUUCUUUGAUGGCCCUUGCUAAUGGGAAGCAUGUGUUGUUGCAGGAGGAAGAGAGAGAGAGAGAGAGAGAGAGAGAGAGCAGAUCCAUGUGUGCUCAGCAAAACUCUACCUUUCUGUCUCUUCCAUGAUUACAAUUUUGUAAAGCUUAAAGGUUCAGCCAGUCACCCUUUCUUUUGUC
Molecule: messenger RNA, 2639 nt
Organism: Musa acuminata AAA Group (dessert banana)
Lineage: Eukaryota; Viridiplantae; Streptophyta; Magnoliopsida; Zingiberales; Musaceae
Product: U-box domain-containing protein 14-like
Exons: 2
Coding region: 457-1866 (469 amino acids)
Molecular function (GO): protein binding
Source: RefSeq, a predicted model, not a curated record